Molecule: messenger RNA, 1503 nt
Organism: Salvia miltiorrhiza (redroot sage)
Lineage: Eukaryota; Viridiplantae; Streptophyta; Magnoliopsida; Lamiales; Lamiaceae
Exons: 11
Coding region: 252-1301 (349 amino acids)
Biological process (GO): cell division; regulation of cell shape; biosynthetic process
Cellular component (GO): cytoplasm
Molecular function (GO): ATP binding; UDP-N-acetylmuramoylalanine-D-glutamate ligase activity
Source: RefSeq, a predicted model, not a curated record
UAAAUGCUAAAGAUGGUCAUUUGAAGACGAUUCUUGGUUGUUUUGAUCAUGAACUAUUUGUCAAGGCAGAUCUGAUAGUUGUUUCCCCAGGAGUUCCUCUGGAAAAUUAUUGUCUAGCAUGUUUGUUGCAAUCUGGGAAGCGUGUCAUAUCUGAGUUAGAUUUUGCUGCUGAAGUACUUCCACGGUGCACAAAGGUUUAGGCUAUCACUGGAACUAAUGGAAAAUCUAAUGUGGCCACUUUCGCUGGACAGAUGCUCAGCCAUUUGAACAUUAGAACUUUUGUUGGUGGAAACCUCAGUAUUCCUCUCUCAGAAGCAGCUUUCGAGUGCUUGUCAUCACCUCAAAAACCUUUCCAGGCUGCUGUAGUGGAAGUAAGCAGCUAUCAGCUAGAAAUUCCGAACAAGUUCUUCUGCCCUUCGGUUUCUGUUAUCUUAAAUCUCACUCCUGAUCACCUAGAGAGACACAAGUCCAUGAGGAAUUAUUCCACGAUCAAGUGCCGUGUCUUUUCCCGCAUGAGUGGCAGAAAGAUGGCCAUUCUUCCCAUGGGAAAUCCAUAUAUAACUGAUGCAAUUGCGUGUCAUGCAAAUGAAUGUAUGUUUGCUUGGAUCGGUGGUUAUCCUGGUAUUGAAGUUGACAUGGAGCAGAAAGUAGCAAACUUCAAUGUCCCUGGAAUGGAGCUUCUCUCGCAGCUACCAUUGGAUGCAUUGCAGGCCGUUGGAACACACAAUUACUACAAUGCUGCUAUUGCUGCAUUAUCUGUUAUCGGGCUGGACGUUGAAAUUGAUAUUGCAGCCAUCAGCUCAACAAUUGAUAAAUUAAAAGCUCCACCUCAUAGAGUGCAAAUUGUUCAUGAAGAUCGUCAUGGAGUAACUUGGGUGGAUGAUAGCAAGGCAACCAACGUCGAAGCAACAUAUGCUGGCUUGAUGGGCCUCACAGAAAAGAAGUUGGUAGUUUUGCUCGGAGGUCUUUCAAAGAUCUUGGACGCCCAAGGUUCUAAUGGUUUCGAGCAGCUGAUAGAGCUGUUGAAGUACCACCGAGGUGUUGUCACUUUUGGUUCUUCAGGAGCGCUGAUCAAACACACUCUAUCGUCUCACAGUCUCAGCAUUCCUUGUUUAGGAGCAAAAGAUCUCAAGGACGCUGUGAGCUUAGCAAAGAACAUGGCAAAACCAGGGGAUGCCAUUUUACUGAGUCCAGCUUGUGCUAGUUUUGAUGAGUUCAGAAAUUUUGAGCAUAGAGGGAAGUUCUUUCAAGAGCUUGCUCUUGGGAUCAUCGAGAAUGAGAUUCGUUGGUUAAAUGCUUGAUGAUCCUAGGAUUUUGAUCUAUGUAGAUUACAGAAUCAUAGUUGCUCCUACCUUAUUUUUCUGCAAGAAAAGCCAUGUUUUGGUUUCCUUCUAUCUCUCCACCAACGUCUAUUCAAUUGCUCGUCUUUGCAAUUUGAAUUCUAGGAGAUGCUGAAUUUACUAAAAUGCCCCUAGUAAUAAUAUCCGCAGAUUCUCUGAAAAA